GUUACGUAAAACGACGAAAGGCAAAAAAGAUUGGGAAAAAUAGCUAGCUCGAAAGAGAGAACGAGCAACCCCGAGAAUACAAGGCCGUCGCGAAGGAUCGGCGCUGCGUCGCUCUCGAACGGCGGAUUCGCCGGUUGUACCUUAUAUGGCGCGAAGGUUCGCGCAAAUGCCCGCUAUCGUCUUCCAAUCUGGCAAAACCGGCCUUCGAGCACGCGAUUGCCGCGGCCCGUUUCAACGUUUCGCAACCCCGCGACAAGCGUCACGCUUCCCGACGAGCUUUCCGCGAUUCACCGACAUCGCGGUCAAUGUCGCGAAAAUGCGCCGUAAAGUUCGAUCGUCAAUUUCGCGAUAAGCGAACGCGUUAAAGGUCGCCCGGUCACGAGGUUGCGACCAACCAACGAUAUACGAUGAGCGCGCGCUUCCUCGCUCGAAACGUCGUUUAACCCGAUCGCGCGAUCCAAGAAGUCUGAAACGGCAACGUGGAACCGUUCACGAAUCGUUCUGCUCGCUUUACGAGAGAAAGAGUCGACGAAAGGGUAAGACAGAUAGCGAUACGGAUGACGGCGCGUUCGCCAAAGAACGCCGUGGCGAAUUCGACGUCGGCGGGUCUUCGUUAAGAACGAAAAGAUACGGAGCGGGGAACGCGGCGAGUCGAGGCGUGGCGAUGCAUAAACUGUCGCACUCGACGAACUCGCGAAACGUGUUUGCGCAGUCACGUUGGCAACAGCAGUGGGGAAUUACUUCCAUUGGACGAUAGUCGCGUCGCGUCCAGUUGCGUCGGGUUGCGUCACGCCGCGUCGAGUUUGCGCAAACCGACUCGAACGCGAUCAAACGCGAACAGUCUCGGCUCCAAAGAAUCGGUCAAACGUUCGCGUUUCGAGAUAUUCCCGAACGAGGAUCCCUCGAGUUUACGUAUGCGCAAACAUCGUACGACGAUUCUCCGUUCAUCGCGUAUUCUUUCUUUCGAGCGAACAAAUUCUGGACAAAAGCGUCGCGGGGCUCGUUGGCGCGUAUCGAAAAGCGCGGGCGAGUUAUCGCGAAGGUUCACGUGACCGUUGCGUCGCGUCGCGUUGCGUUGGUGCGAUCAUGGGUGCAGUCGAACGCAAACGAUCCGGCAACAGCGUAGUUUGAGCAAACGCGUAGAUACCGUGUCCGGCGAUCGAGGAUCGUCCGUUCGAGAAGCGGCUAAGAAGAUCGGUCUGGAUUCGGGGGACCGUUGGCUCCUCAGUCGAUCGUCGAGAGCCGAGGCUGUUAGCGUUUCACGGUUCGCCGCGUCGACGACGGAUCGAAUAAAUCUCCGAGCGGAUCAGCACGAAGAAUAAGGAGACAACGAUGUCGUCGUCGGAUUUGGUCGGCUACACGCACGAUUUUUUAGCGGAAUUCAUUCAGCUGUACCGAAGCUAUCCCUGCUUGUGGCAGGUCAGGUACAAAGGAUACAAGGACAGGUUGCUCAGAAACCGCGCUUACGACGCGCUCGUGCAGAAAUUGAGGGAAGUGAAUCCGAUCGCGAACAGAGAGACCGUCAUACGAAAGAUCAACACUCUUAGAACCGCGUUCAGAAGAGAGUACAAGAAGGUGCGAACCUCUCAAAAGAUGGUUAAAAAUCCUCGACAACGGUACAGGUCUUCGUUGUGGUACUACGAUAUAUUAAAAUUCGUCGCGGAGCAGAACGAGGCGAGCCCGUUCGACGACGAGGACAGGGACCUCGCGAACGCUACGGCAUCGAUGGAUCUCUGUCAAGAGGAGAUGUCCGUGCAUACCGACGUAGACAAGAUCGAGCCACCGUCGCCCGUACCGACCCCGGAAGCUAGCCCGGUCCCGACCUUCCAGCCCGUGAUCUUGGAAACCGAGGGUUCGUACGCGAGAAGAAUCUCCUGUUCCACGACGACCGAGCCCUUUCGAAGGAAAUGUCAGCUGGAAACUUAUCAAGACCGUCAAACGAGGGAAUCGAAUCGCGAACUUUCGCCGAAACCGUUCGCUAGCCGCGCGACGGACGAUGAUUUCGAAACGUUCGGUCGUUACGUGGCCAGCAAAUUGAGAAAAUCGAUGCCUCGCCAGAGCAUCAUCGCCGAGAAGAUAAUCGCCGAUGUUCUUUUACGAGCCAAUCUUGGCACCUUGGAGGAAACCACUUGCCUCACGGAGAAAGUACCCUCUCGUUGCUUCUUGGUUAUGGGCGAUCGUUGAUCCACGAUUCGCACCGAAUCGAUGUCCAGAAUUCGCGAUCGUCGCCAAAAGCGACAAUAUGUAACGCGACGAUCGUCGAUAAAUCAGAAAACUACGUCGCGCUAGAUUACGUGUCUUCCAUCGUACGAACGUUCGUACGCGAACACGUUCCGGUCGUGUGCAUCUUCCUUUUUAACAGUUCCAAACUUUUGCCACAAAAGUUUUAGCGUAAUCGCGAUAAAACGUUAUCGCGCGUAAGCGUGUUAUCCACGGACAGAGUCAAGCGAUAGCCGCUUUCGAUUUCUUCGAACUUCCUUUCGAACUAAAGAACCUUUACUCUCUCGUUUUUCCUUCGAAUUCGCAUCGAAUGUCGUUUUCGAUUCGUAACGCACGAAAGUUCGAUCGUAUUCGCGAUUAAAUUCCGGUAAAGAUUUCUCGAUUACGAUUCGAGUGCUCGAAGUAAGAGGUUAUUUUUCGACCGGAGGAAACCGCGUUACAUAGCGCUUUUCUCUCUUUCGCCGAUCGGGAAACGUUCUCGUCUACGAAUUUCAAUCGAUGCGAACGACUACGAUUUACCGAAAAAAUUUCUGAUACAAUGUCACCUGUAUAUUAGAGGCGAAACUGACGCGAAGACGAGGUGGCCGAGUGGUUAAGGCGUUGGACUGCUAAUCCAAUGUGCUCUGCACGCGUGGGUUCGAAUCCCAUCCUCGUCGAUAAACGACAUUUUUUUGCUCGUAUCGUUCGUCUCGCGAUCGAUCCGAUCCGAUAUAUUUAAGCGGCUUCUUUAUUUUAUUUCAUAUAAUUGCAUCGUCUGGAGGGAAAGCGUAGUUACCGAACUCGAGCGUUGCAAACGUUGCGAGUCACUGAUACUCACGAAUACUCCGGAGAUACUUGCGACGUCCAAGACGGUUCGUUACGAAUAUACGAAAUACGAUGUUACACGUAUAUCAUAUUAUGAUGUAUUAGAUAAUACGGUUGAGGCCGAUGAGCUAUAAAUAAAUAAAUUGUACCAUU
Megachile rotundata (alfalfa leafcutting bee) is the source of this 3177-nucleotide messenger RNA. RefSeq lists its product as uncharacterized. The record is from RefSeq and is a predicted model, not a curated record. NCBI's taxonomy places the organism in Eukaryota, Metazoa, Arthropoda, Insecta, Hymenoptera, Megachilidae.